Molecule: messenger RNA, 2757 nt
Organism: Durio zibethinus
Lineage: Eukaryota; Viridiplantae; Streptophyta; Magnoliopsida; Malvales; Malvaceae
Source: RefSeq, a predicted model, not a curated record
GCUCUGCUCUUUCUCUGUUUUUGAUUUGUGGGUGUUCGAUUUUCUUUUCUUCCUUUUGGGUGAACUUUCUCCUUUAUUUUAUUCGAUGCUUGAUCUUUUUGUUACCAAAAGGAAAACAAAAGAAUAGAAUAUAGGUAAAGAUGCUACACUCAUCAGUUUUAUCCAAAUCAAUUUGUACCAAGUUUCCUUUGUUCGCUUCCGCAAAUGCAAACCCUUCUUCCAUUUCUUCUCUUCUUCAAAUUGGAUUGAAGUGGAGUGGAAAAGCAUCGAGUAUUAGCUGCGGGCAACGACUUUCAAGUAAGGCAAGGAGCCGUGUCAAGCAUAGGAUAGCUAAUGUCUACGGGCGUCAGGCACGAGAACGUUUACUUGAGGAAGAAGCCCCUGAAAUGGAAGAAACCACCCCUUCAUUUAAAAUUUUCCCGGGUCAGGCGUUUCCAUUAGGUGUAUCGGAAGUUGAUAAUGGUAUAAAUUUUGCUAUUUUUUCACAGCAUGCAACUGCAGUUACGCUUUGCUUAUCACUUCCCCAAAGGGGAGAGCUUGACCAGCUGGCUGGUGAAAUGAUUGAAUUUUCCUUGGACCCUCAUGUCAACAAAACGGGAGACAUUUGGCACAUAUGCAUUGAGGAUUUUCCCCGGAGCAAUGUCCUCUAUGGUUAUCGCAUGGAUGGUCCUAAAGAUUGGGAUAAAGGUCAUCGAUUUGACAGCAACAAUGUGCUUAUAGAUCCUUAUGCAAAGCUAGUAGAAGGUCGCAGAAAUUUUGGAGAUUCAAAUCAUAAAUUAUCAAAAUUUCUUGGAACUUAUGAUUUUGAUAGCUUGCCUUUUGACUGGGGAGACAACUACACUCUCCCAAACCUACCUGAGAGAGAUCUUGUUAUAUAUGAAAUGAAUGUUCGUGCAUUUACAGCUGAUGAAUCUAGUUGCUUGGAUUCAAAUCUUCGUGGCAGCUAUGCUGGUCUGAUUGAGAAGAUCCCACACCUUCAAGAACUUGGAAUCAAUGCAGUGGAGUUGCUUCCUGUCUUUGAGUUUGAUGAGUUUGAAUUUCAAAGGCGCCCUAAUCCCAGAGAUCACAUGAUCAAUACAUGGGGUUACUCAACGAUAAAUUUCUUUGCUCCAAUGAGUCGUUAUGCUAGUGGUGGUGGAGGAGCUGUUAGUGCUUCAUGGGAGUUCAAAGAAAUGGUUAAAGCCUUGCAUGGCUCUGGAAUUGAGGUGAUUUUGGAUGUUGUCUAUAAUCACACCAAUGAAGCUGAUGAUAAGCAUCCUUAUACCACUUCAUUUCGUGGCAUAGAUAACAAGGUUUAUUACAUGGUGGACUUAAACAACGAAGGCCAGCUGCUAAACUUCACUGGCUGUGGGAAUACAUUGAACUGCAACCAUCCUGUUGUCAUGGAGCUCAUACUUGACAGCUUAAGACACUGGGUUGUUGAAUAUCACAUAGAUGGAUUUCGAUUUGACCUUGCUGGUGUACUUUGUCGAGGCACAGAUGGUUCUCCACUUAAUGCUCCUCCACUUAUUAGGGCUAUUGCCAAAGAUGCUAUCUUAUCAAGGUGCAAAAUUAUUGCUGAACCUUGGGAUUGUGGAGGACUUUAUAUUGUUGGUAGUUUUCCUAAUUGGGACAGGUGGGCUGAGUGGAAUGGAAAGUACCGCGAUGAUCUGAGAAGAUUUAUAAAGGGAGAUCCUGGUAUGAAAGGAGCAUUUGCAACUCGCAUUGCUGGAUCUGCUGACCUCUACAAAAUAAACAAACGUAAGCCAUACCAUAGUGUUAAUUUUGUCAUUGCACAUGAUGGCUUCGCUCUCCAUGAUCUUGUUUCUUACAAUUUUAAGCACAAUGAAGCCAAUGGAGAAGGUGGAAAUGAUGGAAGCAAUGACAAUUUUAGCUGGAAUUGUGGGUUUGAAGGUGAAACUGACGAUGCAGAUAUUAAAGCCUUGCGCUUCCAGCAAAUGAAAAACUUUCAUUUGGCAUUGAUGAUAUCACAGAUUUCCAUAAGGCUGACAGUCAAUAAGAGGCCUGGAGGGGUCCCUGACCUGUCCCCUUCAACUCCCCGACUCUCCGGAACUCCAAUGAUGCUAAUGGGAGAUGAAUACGGGCACACACGAUAUGGGAAUAACAAUAGUUAUGGACAUGAUACUGCUAUUAAUAAUUUCCAGUGGCAACAGUUGGAUGCAAGGAAGAGUGAUCACUUUAGGUUUUUUUCAGAGGUGAUAAACUAUCGGCGAAUGCAUCAAGUAUUUCGUCAUGAAAAUUUUCUCAGCAAAGGUGAUGUGACAUGGCAUGAGGAUAACUGGGAAAAUCCUGACAGCAAAUUCCUUGCAUUUACGCUUCAUGAUAAUAGUGGUGGAGAUAUCUAUCUGGCAUUCAACGCUCAUGACUUCUUUGUUAAAGUUUCUGUACCUCCACCACCUCCGAAGAGGCGUUGGUUCCGUGUGAUAUAUCUAUGGAUUCACAGAUUCACUUUCAUUGGAAAUAAAGAUUCUAUUAGAAUUUAUCAUCCCAGCAGUGGGUUGAUGAGGAUUAACUGCAAUUUUAUACUAUAAAGCUACAGAGCUGCUUGGAUUGACGGUUUGAUUGUCGUAAUUGUUGAUUUUACAUCUGUCUUUUGUUAUUCAUAGUCGAUAACUUAAAUCUGAAUCUGAGAUUGCAGGUGGACACCAAUCUUCCAUCUCCUGAUGAUUUUGUCUGUGAAGGAGUCCCUGGAAUUGGGAGGACCUACAAUGUGGCUCCAUACUCUUCCAUUCUUCUUGACGCUAAACAAUAAGCUGA